Messenger RNA from Micropterus dolomieu (smallmouth bass), 692 nucleotides. RefSeq names its product BPTI/Kunitz domain-containing protein. The record is from RefSeq and is a predicted model, not a curated record. Gene Ontology annotation, molecular function: serine-type endopeptidase inhibitor activity. Bases 1 to 651 code for a protein of 216 amino acids. The transcript has 6 exons. NCBI's taxonomy places the organism in Eukaryota, Metazoa, Chordata, Actinopteri, Centrarchiformes, Centrarchidae.
AUGAAGCGCCUGUUGUUUUUGGGUAUUGCUUUUGCUGCUUUCCACAUCAGCUAUUCGAAACCUCCAGCUUUCUGCCAACUGGGCCAUGAUGAAGGUGAAGGCUUAAGCUUUAACUUUGCUCUGUAUUACGAUGCCAACAAAGAUCAGUGCAAUCCUUUCAUAUACAAAGGCCAAGGAGGAAAUGCCAAUCGCUUUGAAAGUGAAAAGCAGUGCAUGAGAAACUGUUCGGCCAACGCAGAGAAAGUCUACCCCAUGGAUGCCUCUCUAGCUUGCCACUUUAAAAGGGCCACAGGUGAAUGUAGUGGAAAGUUUUUGAGAUACUACUACGAUUCUGUUCACCACAAAUGCAAAAAAUUCCUUUGGUCUGGAUGCAUCGGAAACGGAAACAGAUUUUACGACUAUUUCAGCUGCAACUCCACCUGUACUGGAAUCCACGAUGAUCGUGAUGAAGAGGAGGAGGAGGAGCCAGACACUCCUAUUGCAAUCAUCUGUGGAGUUUUGCUUGCUGUCAUUAUUGUCGCCAUCAUCAUCACUGUAGUUGUCUUGACCGUGAAUUCAAAGAAAAAGGGCUCCAAGAAGAAGGCACCAGAGAAGAGUAGAGACCCCCAGUCUAGCUCACCUCUUCAGGAUCAGGGCAUUGAAAUGGCAUAGAAAAUCUUGUGACCUCGAUAGCAACACCAUCUUGGUUUUGU